Molecule: messenger RNA, 2411 nt
Organism: Stegodyphus dumicola
Lineage: Eukaryota; Metazoa; Arthropoda; Arachnida; Araneae; Eresidae
Molecular function (GO): protein binding
Source: RefSeq, a predicted model, not a curated record
UAUUUGUCUACUAGUAAUGAUAAUCAGUUAGCAGUUGUUAUGCCAGUAACAAGAUUGGAAAAUAUUGGUGCAGAUCAUUAAACCAUGUACUUUUCUGUAUAUUUUACUGUAAUAAAGUGCUAAUUGAACUAGUUUACAUUGUAGUCUAAACAUCUUUACUUUAAGAAUAAAUAAAUUUUUCUGUACCUUCUUUCUUUUUUUAAGUGUAACUUACUCUUUCUAGAGUUUAAUAAUCAGAUUGAAGGAACAGAGAUAAAGCCAUUCCAUGUGUAUUCUUUACUGAGAAAAAAACAAGUAUAAUUUGGUAAAAGGUUGAAUUUGUGAACUUAAUAGAUAUUUUUAAACAAUCAGAUCAGAGGGAUCGCCUAAAUGAUUGGUGUAUUUUCAUUAUGUGUUAAUUUAUAUAUAUAUAUGUAUAAUUUUUAUUUCAGUUCAAAAUUGAAAUCUGCAAAUUUUAUUUCAGGAACUACUAUGCAUUUAAAUAUGGAAAUCUUUACUGACUUCUGAUGUAAAAGGCAUUUUGAAAAUUUUUCUGUCAUUUGAUGCAAUAAAAAUUAUAACGGGAACUUUGUUUAUCAUCCAUGAACAUUAUUUAUGAUGAGCUUCAAGAUGUUAAAAAUCAUUGUGAGUCUCAGAUUGUUGGAACUAAAAUAGUUGCUUGUGUUCCAUCUAUGGUUCGAGUUGAUAUAAGGAAAACUAAGCAUAAGCAAUUAACAGCAUGUCUGCAAUUCCCUGAAACUUAUCCUCUCUAUCCUUUACUUGUGGAGUUAAAAAGCAAAACUCUGAGUGAGAAGUUCUUAAGUGGUUUGACCAAAGUUUCUGAAGAAGAAUGCAAGAAAUUUCUAGGCAAACCUCAGGUCCUUAAAGUGUUGAAGUUUCUGAAGCUGUUUCUAGAUGAAAAUCCACUUUCGGUUUGUAGUGAAGAACUGUCUUCCAUAAAACGUUUACUUGAUGAGCCUGACCAGAUAAAAUUGAAGCAAAAGACAUCUUCAGUGGUUUUACAUAUAACUAAGGAAUCAUACUUUUUAAAAGUCAGAGCCGUUGUUCCUGAUUCUUACCCUGAAGAGCAAAUACAAAUUCAAAUUAUUGAUUGUAAUUUUCCCCCAAACUUUCGACGCUGGUUUGUUGGUCAGUCUACAGAAAUAGCUCGCCAGUGUGUCCAGAAACCAUUGAAACCAAAACCAAAAGAUCCACCAUUUGAACCUAAGCCUUCACUUUGGCCUACAUUGAAAUUUUUGAUUGAUGAGAUAAAAAGGUAUCCAUCUGAACUAUGCCAACUAUGCAAAGAAGUAUGUUUCCCUGCAGAUCCAUUAAAUGUCGUUGCUGACGAAACUGCUGAAAAGCACAUCGAAAGAGUAUACUGUGGUCACAUUUUUCAUAAUAUUUGUUUGGAUACAUAUAUAAAAACUCCCCCAUUUCAUGGUGGUAAAAAAUGUCCAAGCUGCAAGCAAAGAAUUUAUCAUGACAAAUGGAAAAUUACUCCUAAAUUGGCAGAGGAUCGUUGGGCUCACCAAGAGGCAAAAAAACGUGAACUUGGGGAAGUGGUUGAAUUUUUCGAAUGACAUUUACAGAAUAUUGCUUUAUCUGUACUUUUUCAGAGUUAUUAGUUUGACAUUUUUAUUUUACAUGACAACUUUGGGAUUGUAUUUAAAAAGAGAUGUUUUUAAUGUGUUAAAUACUAUAUAAUGUGUUAGAGUAAAAAUAAUUGGAGUUAUUAUAAAGAUAUUAGUUGAUUUCUUAUAACACUUUUCUACCUCAGUUCUCAGUCACUUUUGUUGAAACAGUUCCUUCUCAUUCCAUAUUUCAUUGCAAGAAAGGCAGAAUUUCUGCCUGUAUGAUUAACUUUAUAAAAUUCCCAUUAAAGUUGAAUCUUAAAUUAUAUAGUUUUACUUGUAUUUGGAUUUUUUUAAAAAACAUAUUGGAAUUUUUCUUAAAAGUCAAUUCAGGAAAACUAUAUAUGCUGUGAAAGUUAAAAAAAAUUAAAAUAUUUGGUAUGUUCGGAAUGCAUAAAAUAUACUGAGGCACAGCUAUAUUUUAUCAUUCCUUAAAAAAAUUCUUAUAAAAAGUUAAAAUUUGCCGAUAUGUUAACACAUAAACAUUAGCAGAACUUCGUAUCAUCAUGCUUUCCACUGAUUAAAACAACUGUACCCCUGUAAUAAAUAGUAAUUUACAUAAUUUCUUGUUCCAGUUAUUUAGGUAAACUCUUGCUUCAUCCAGAAUCACAAUGCAUUUUCAUUUAUUUCCUGUUAAAUUUUAUUCCUUGUGUGUGGCUGAACAUAAAAAAUAUUGUAAAGGCCAUCGUAAAUUGUAUUUUCUGCUUUAAUAGUGAAUCUUUUGUUUUUUAGCCUUUCUAAGUUGUAAAUCUUUAUUAUUUUAUUUAUUGUUUCCACGGAUAAAUUUAAAGACUGCAA